AUGCCCAGAGCUGUGAGCUCCCAGGUCGACCUGGACGUCGCCGAAAAUGGCUAUAUGACCCCGAGGGAGGACUUCUUCACUCGAAGGACACAAUCACCAAACAACCGCGUCAAGGGUCACAGUCAGGACCACGAGGAGAACCCUUCAAACCCAUUUCAAGACGCCUCUGUGACCCGCCCAAACCAGCCAAACGCUGAGAGCCUGGCUCGAAUGAUCUCCAACGCGAGAAAGGAAAAGCGCGGCAGCAAGAUUGGACUUCGAGAUCGUAUCUGUUGUUUUCAAUGGACCUGGUUUACGAUGACAAUGGCAACUGGUGGGAUUGCCAACGUCCUGUAUACUAUAUCAAAUGUUUACAAAGCCGAAUGGCUCUGGUAUAUCGGUCUUGUGUUUUUCAUACUCAACUUGGUCCUCUUCGUUAUGAGCUGUAUCUUGAUUGCGAUGAGAUUCGCGAUGGUCCCCGGAAGUUUCAUGCACUCCUUUUUGGACCAGAUGGAGUCCCUCUUCAUCCCAGCUGUGGUAGUAUCGGUCGCUACCAUCAUGAUCAACAUAUGUGAAUACGGCAUACCUUACACUGGCCCAUGGCUUCAACAUGUUAUGGAGUGGUUAUUCUGGGUCUACGUCAUCGUCAGCGUUUCAGCGAGCGCAGGGAUGUAUCUGAUCUUGUGGUCAACCCAAGUCUUUCCAAUCCACACUAUGACUCCGGUGUGGGUGUUCCCGGCAUACCCGUUACUGUUGACUGCACCUUUCGCGACCAACCUCAUCGCGGCCGAUCGAGUAGGGUCGGGUGAUCCGGAAAUCAACAGACUGGCGAUUGCGGUAUGUGCUGUCACUGUGCAAGGCACAGGGUUUCUUAUCAGCUUCAUGAUAUGCGCUGCAUUUAUCUACCGUCUGAUGACCCAGAAGCUGCCUCGCGACAUGCAACGUCCUGGUGUGUUCAUAUCUAUUGGACCUCCUGCGUUUACUGUAGCUGGAUUUGUUGCCCUCGGCCAACAAGCGGACAUCAUCCUCCCCGCCAAUCUUCAGGGUGAACCACACUUCAUAUUCAUCCUGCAGGUACUCUCCAUCCUCAUCGGGCUUUGGCUUUGGGGACUGAGCAUAUGGUUCUUCCUGGUAUCGGUCGGGUCUCUCUGGAAGUACGUCCGGCCUUGCGGAGUCAAGCACAAGAUGCCCUUUCAGAUGACUUGGUGGUCGUUCGUAUUCCCGAACACAGCUUUAAUCACUGCUACCGAAGCACUGGCACAGGCCUUGAACAGCGAUGGGCUUAAGAUAUUCGGCUGCGUUAUGGCUGCAGCGUUGAUUAUUGUCUGGACCCUCGUCUUUAUCACUAUGGUCAAAUGUCUCUGGAAGAGACAGCUGCUAUGGCCGAAGGAGCUUGAGAGCGAAUAG
Molecule: messenger RNA, 1386 nt
Organism: Anthostomella pinea
Lineage: Eukaryota; Fungi; Ascomycota; Sordariomycetes; Xylariales; Xylariaceae
Source: the annotation of a GenBank genome assembly